This is a messenger RNA of Magallana angulata, 5007 nucleotides long. RefSeq names its product focal adhesion kinase 1-like. The transcript has 27 exons. The record is from RefSeq and is a predicted model, not a curated record. Gene Ontology annotation, cellular component: focal adhesion; cytoskeleton. Gene Ontology annotation, biological process: protein phosphorylation; signal complex assembly. Gene Ontology annotation, molecular function: protein tyrosine kinase activity; ATP binding. The coding region runs from base 563 to 4297 and encodes 1244 amino acids. NCBI's taxonomy places the organism in Eukaryota, Metazoa, Mollusca, Bivalvia, Ostreida, Ostreidae.
UUUAAAUCACUAAUGAAGAUUUUUGAAUAAGGCACAUGUCAUGUUAUUGAAAAGACAAUAGUUACACACUGGUGAAGAGGAGAGAAAAAAAAGAGAGGGCAGACUCGAGUCGAAACAAAAUGCAUCAUUCUCCAGUUUAAGCAGACGGCUGUUGAUUAUGGUGGAGAAAUCAAUAUGCUGGAUAAUUCACAUUUCCCAUCAGCUUAGGAUGAGGGAACAAAGUAAUUGCGCCACAAGUGAAGAUGACACUAUGGUUUCUUGCUGAAAUUUGUCUUGAUAGGGAGUGAUGUUGUGUUUCCUGGAACGGCUCUGUCCAGUGAGGAUAUCCUCCAGUCUUAUACUAUGUUCUUUGUGACAGUUAAUGAAAGCCAAACAUCAGAAGGAGGAAAUAAUGAUUAUGUGUAAUAAUCGGGUGACAAUCCAUCUGAUUGACCUUGUUUGUGAGGGAUAAUUACUGAUUUUGAUGGAGUUGUCUGACCAGAGGGGAUACAGACAUUAUCUCGUCUUGUACCUACACAGUCAAAACAAUAGCUGAGGUGAAAAACGCUCAGUCUAAUUGACCAUGACCACUUCUUCAACAACUUCUUACCCUGUAGGAGAUGUGGGCCUACCUCACCUGGUUUACCUGACCCACGAGGGGACCCUGACCAGUAUAUGUACCCACCGCCCGGUUCUACAGUCCUACGAUACCGACCAGACCUCCACCCAGCGCUGCUGGGGCUGGCUCUACUCAUGCUGCUGCUGCCAUUUUAACAGGACUAUGAAACUGUCCCAUGCUAAAGGGAUCUCCAAACGUCUCUCUGAGAUUGCACGAUGGAGUAGACUUUGGAAGAUUAUACAAGAUGAAGAAUGUGAGCAAUGCUCGGAUUUGAUUGAGGCAGAAAACGAGAGCGACCUCCGUGUCAAACGUUUCCUGAUGGACAGGUCCAUUUUAAAAGUCCACCUCCCUAAUGGGGGGUUCAACAUGGUGAAAUAUGGCGACGCGACGGAUGUAAAGGACAUCAUCAAACUUGUGGUGGGCCGGUUAGCUGCAGGAGAGAGAUACUAUUCCAAAUGCUAUGCCCUCAAACUGGUCCACUUACAGUCCAAGGAGUCGUACUGGCUCCACAACAAUCUGUCCAUGUACCAGGUCAGACAGAAGUACGAGUCGUCUCACCCCCCAGAGGAAUGGAGAUAUGAGCUAAGAGUCAGAUACUUACCAAAGAACUUCUCUGAUCUUUAUUUGAGAGAUAAAGUGACCUUCUUUUAUUUAUAUGACCAAAUACGCAAUGAUUAUAUGAGAGAUAUAGCAGAGUCUAUAGAGCCAGAAGUUGCCAUUCGCUUAGGUUGUAUAGAAAUGAGACGAUUUUUUAAAGACAUGCCACAAGUAGCCUUAGACAAGAAAUCCAACUUUGAGUAUUUAGAAAAAGAAAUUGGCUUUAAAAGAUUUCUUCCCAAGUCAGUUAUAGACUCUAUGAAGUCGAAGAAUCUAAGGAAGCUGAUCCAGAACCAUUUUAAGCAGUAUGCCCAGUUAAAGGAGCAUGAGUGCGUGUACAAGUUUUUUGACACUCUGUCAACCGUGAACAAGUUUAACCAGGAGCGGUUCCGAUGUAAUGUUGGGUCCACAACAUCUUGGGGCAUUUCUAUGGAGAUUGUGAUAGGACCCGAGGUUGGAAUAAGCUACCAGACAGAGAAGUCUUCAUCUCCGGUACACAUGGCCGAUUUCUCUCAAGUGAAGUCCAUUCAGACGACUACGCAGGAGGAUCGUGGGAUUCUCCAGAUCCGUAUAGCUGGAGCUGUGGACCCCCUGACAAUAACCUCCUCGCCCUCCGAGGUCGAAGACAUGGCCGACCUUAUUGACGGCUACUGUCGACUCGUUCAUGACAUCAACACAUCACUGUGGACAAGGAAAGCGUCUAUGGAUUGGCAAUUAUCAGUGGAAGAAGCGCUCACACGCUUAGAACAAGGGGAUAGCAUUCCACGGACACCCAAGUCCAGCAUGAAGAAGUCUGGACAGAAAGACGCCAUCCACCAUGAAAGAAUUUCAGAUUACGCCGAGAUUGUGGAAGAUGAAGGUGACUACAGUACACCAGCAGGCCCUCUGGGUAGCAGACGACGAAAGAAAAGAGAUGAAGUAUAUAGUCGUAACUUUGAGCUUAAGCGGGAGAACAUCAAACUCCUGGAAGUGCUGGGGGAGGGACAGUUUGGGGACGUGUUUAAAGGACUCUUUACAGACAAGGAUGGAGUUCAGUCUGCUGUAGCUGUCAAGACUUGCAAGGAGGAUAAUGAAGACUCCAUGAUGGAAAAGUUUCUAGAAGAAGCAUUGAUCAUGCAGCAGUUUGACCACCCCCACAUCAUUCACCUGGUUGGGAUCUGUUCCGAGACACUUCCUGUCUGGAUUGUCAUGGAGCUGGCCAAGCAUGGAGAGAUGAGAGCUUACCUACAGAACAACCGUACCAGACUAGACCUGUGUACCCUGAUGCUGUAUUGUCAUCAGCUCAGUAAGGCCCUCUCCUACCUCGAAAGCAAGAAGUUUGUCCACAGGGACAUAGCUGCUAGAAAUGUUUUGGUCUCAUCUCAUGAUUGUGUCAAACUUGGCGACUUUGGAUUGUCAAGGGUUGUGGAUGAACAAAGUUACUAUAAAGCUUCAAAGGGCAAACUUCCUAUAAAAUGGAUGGCUCCAGAAUCCAUCAAUUUCAGGAGGUUCACAACAGCUAGUGAUGUCUGGAUGUUUGGAGUGUGUAUGUGGGAGAUUUUAAUGUAUGGCAUUAAACCAUUCCAAGGAGUGAAGAACAAUGAUGUGAUUGGCAAGAUAGAGAAUGGGGAGCGAUUGCCCCUCCCACAGGAAUGUCCCCCCUCCCUGUACAAUCUCAUGUGUCAGUGCUGGUCAUAUGAACCUUCCAAGAGGCCUUCAUUUUCUGACAUAAAAGUCCGCCUUCAAGAAAUUUUAGCUGAAGAAAGAAAUCGUCAAGUUGAGGAGAUGAAAAGAGACAACCGUAGAAUACAAGAAAUAAAUUGGACAGGAUCAAGUGGAUCAGAUAUUGAGGAACCCCCGCCAAAACCAGCCCGUCCCAAUUUCAUGACACCAGCUGGAUCCACCCCAAACCUCUCCAAUAACCACAGUGUGGACUCCCUCCCCCCACAAUGGGGGAGCACCACUCAUCUCCCCAUCAGUCACAGCACACCCCUGGGACCUAGCCCCCAGCAGCCCCCAAUACACUCUCACACCGGCCCACCUGUCAUGUCAGUAAUUCCCCAGCAUCAAGGACCCAGAGAAAUCAACCUACAGAAUUACUUCCCUUCCUCAUCUGGAUACACAUCAGUUCAACAGCAUCAGCACUAUCUCCAUCAGAACUCCGAGUCGGUUCCAGACAUGGGCCGGGGAGGAGCUGGUUACCCUGGUUAUAAUGUUCCCCGCAAUCCCCAACAACUGUCAGAAAUGUUGUCUACAGGCCAGAGGAAUGCUCCUCCAUCUCCUGUCAAUUCCACUGUGAUAUCAGAUAUUAUGACUCAGAAUCCUCACUCUAAUCAUGCCUCUCCAGACAGCGAGUGGGCGCCAGCAGUGACGGUGCCGGUGAGGCUUUUGAAUGACUCAGAAGACACGACUGUGAUAGAACAACAGCUACGCCUUCAGCAGAGACAGUCUGAGGAGGACGCCAAGUGGCUGCAGGACUCGGAAAAACACCUGAAGAGAGAUAAAAGUUCUGGUGCAAUCGAACAGGAGACAAGGGUUCAGAAUAACCGCUCUCCCACGGAUGGUCUCCCCACACAGAAGGAGAACCCACAGAUUCCUCCCCAUCCAAAUGUGGUCACUAGAGUGCCUAGCCACACCUCAAGUGGAAGCAGAAGUAGUAGCACGAGUGAGUCAGAUGGUCUGUCAUCACCAAGGCAACCUGAACUACCUGACCUAGACCGAUCCAAUGACAACAUCUAUAACAGCACCACAAGUGUUGUUAGGUCGGUGAUGGUCUUGACAAAGGAAGCUAGCAACGUGAAAGCAGAGGAGUACACCAAUCUCGUCAAAGAUGUCGGUGUGAAGCUGAGGGCUCUUUUAGGUGCAGUGGACGAGUUCAUUCCUACACUCCCAGCACCAUUUGUCCAUGAGGUUCAGAUGGCCCAGAAUGUUUUAUCGACUGACAUGGCAUCCAUUAUUGCAGCCAUGAAAUUAGCCAUCCAAUACAGCACAACAACAAUGGAUGUUGAGUACAGAAAGGGCAUGCUGAAAGCUGCCCAUGUGUUGGCAAUGGAUUCCAAGAACUUGCUUGAUAUUGUAGAUAAGACUAGAGUGAAAGUGAAACUACAAAGUGGUCUCAGCUGAUAGUUAACUGUCUUGUAUAUCAGUGUGACUGUGCAUAAUAACAGGUUGUACUCAUUCCUGGAAACUGUUUAUUCUCUUUACAUGUAACCAGGAAAAGGAAGCAUUAGGUGUUAUGACCCCAGGGUCAGAGGUCAAGACCCCGGGUCAACAGUAAAGACCCCCAGGGUCAGAGGUCACAAAACAAGUGUUUCAUCACAAGGCCUUGCUUUAGUCCAGAAGGUAUGCACCUUAUAUUGUAGCGAAGAAGUGCUUGUAUAAACUUAAAACAACCUACAAUUUCUUACUUAUGGACCAAAUUACACUUUACAGCAUCAGCUCCAAAUGUGUUUACUUUAGAAAUUUUGCAUUGAUUGUAACAAAGCAUUGAACAUUUUGAAUCUAUAAAGUUUUAUUUGUACAUUACAUUGAAUUUAUUUAAUUUUGGUUUUUCUGUGUUUCAUUUAUACAUUGAAAUAUUAAAUUUACUUUAAAUGGUUUACUAUUUUAGAAUAUUUAGGUGUAAUCUGAAAUUUUGAAAGUACGGUAUUAAUAGCAUUAUCAUGAUCAUUGUGGAUGCAUGUAAAUGAAGUAUGAGAGUUUAGUAUGGAAACAAUUGUGGAGUAGCUUCUUGCACGCCAUUUGUCAAAAGUUAACAUGUCAUGUUGUAAAAAGGGAAAAAUAUUCUCUUGCCAUUUAUUUAUUGCUGUACAAUAAAAUUCAUGGAACUCUGA